This is a messenger RNA of Sebastes umbrosus (honeycomb rockfish), 1395 nucleotides long. RefSeq names its product heterogeneous nuclear ribonucleoprotein A0-like. The transcript has 3 exons. The record is from RefSeq and is a predicted model, not a curated record. Gene Ontology annotation, molecular function: RNA binding. Lineage: Eukaryota; Metazoa; Chordata; Actinopteri; Perciformes; Sebastidae. Bases 80 to 1000 code for a protein of 306 amino acids.
CAUCUCCUCGUCCCCCAUUUUGAGCUCCGCGCACCGUUGUUGGGUAAUAAACCGUCUGUCGCUUUAGAGACUCAACAAUAUGUCUGACCAGCUUUGCAAACUCUUCGUCGGCGGCCUCAACGUGGACACCGACGACGAUGGCCUCCGCAAACACUUCGAGCAGUACGGCUCCCUCACCGACUGCGUGGUCGUCGUGAACAAGCAGCUGCAGCGCUCCCGCUGCUUCGGCUUUGUCACCUACUCCACUCCGGAGGAGGCCGACGCGGCCAUGGCGGCCAGGCCGCACACCGUCGACGGGAACCCGGUGGAGGUGAAGCGCGCCGUGGCGAGAGAAGACGCCAACAAACCCGAAGCCCUCGCCAAGGUGAAGAAGAUCUUCGUGGGCGGUUUGAAAGACGACAUCGAGGAGGAGCAUCUGAGCGAGUACUUCUCUCAGUACGGGCAGAUCGAGAAGGCCGAGGUGAUCUCCGAGAAGGAGACCGGGAAGAAGCGCGGCUUCGGCUUCGUCUACUUCACCGACCACGACGCGGCAGACAAAGCGGUCGUUGUGAAAUUCCACACCGUUAACGGACACAAAGUGGAGGUGAAGAAGGCGCUCACCAAGCAGGAGAUGCAGGCCGCCAACAGGAGCGGGAUGUCGCCGAGAGGAAGGCCCGGAAGAGGCUUUAGGGGGAAUCAAAAUGGCUACGGAGAGAGGAACUACGGCGGGAACUACAACUACGGAAAUGGCGGCGGGUACAACGGCGGUGGAGGUGGCGGCGGAUACGGUGGCUACGGAGCGCCGUACGGAGGCGGUGGCUAUGGAGACCAGGGCAGCUAUGGAGGUGGGAACGGCUACAACGACUUCGGCAGCGGGUACGGCCAGCAUUCUUCAGGUUAUGGCCCAAUGAAAGGGCCACCAUUCGGCGGGCAGCGCAGCGCGGCUCCGUACAACAGAGGUGGAGGCGGAGGCGGGUAUCCAAGGGGGGGCGGCGGCGGCGGAUAUGGAGGCGGGUACUAAAAUAUCCACAUCAAACCUCCCCCACUUCCAUCCCCCAACCAUGCCCUCCAGCAGCCAGGAUUUGGACGACAAAAUUACAAAAAAAAGGGGGCUUCUGCUGUGAAAUCCAACAAAUGGCAGAGAUACGGACACAGACCCCCCCCCCACACAUCCCCCCCUACCUAAUCACCAGACCUCAAAACCCCCAAAACAGGUUGCUACGGUAACCUGGGCACGAGGACAUCACCCUGACAACGAUUGGGGUGUGUGUCUCCACGCCGACUGGGGGACCGGAGAGUGGUUGUGCCUUCUCCCCCUCAGGAUAAUGGUGCUUGACGAUUUCUGGAAAGGAUACAUCUGUUAUGUUCGCCGUGCUUUUUAUGAAUCUACAAUAAAUUAUAUAUUUUUAUACACCA